This is a messenger RNA of Plasmodium cynomolgi strain B, 2856 nucleotides long. RefSeq lists its product as hypothetical. The coding region runs from base 1 to 2856 and encodes 951 amino acids. The transcript is spliced from 3 exons. Lineage: Eukaryota; Apicomplexa; Aconoidasida; Haemosporida; Plasmodiidae. The record is from RefSeq and is a predicted model, not a curated record.
AUGUUGAGCGGGGAGUGCUCACCCAAUGUCAGAAACUGGGAGAGGAGAAGCGACGCGGACAGGUCUGACGAGUCCUGCCACAGGAGCAACACGGUGAAGAAGGAGUUCAACAGCAGGAUGGACGCCCUCAUAGAGCUCACGGAUAGCUCUCUCUCUCUGAUGGAAUCCCAAAACAAGACAAAGAAGAGAGAGCUAGAGGACGAGUACCUGUUUCUAAAAAAAAUAGGAGAUGUGUGCAAACUCAGUUGCGACUACUACUUGGAGACAAAUGUCAAUUUUCACGAGGCUUGCGAAAAUUUCAGCAUUUUGUUCAGGGCGUUUGAGGAGUCCCUUCUUAACGUAAAGAACAAGGGAGAUGAGGCAGACGCGGUUGCAGCAAAGCUGAAUAAGGUAGAAGACAAGGUCAAUCUUCAAAUGACAGAGAGGAAAGAGGCGUACGAAACGUCGAAGAAGGAACUAGCCCUGCUCCAAACGGACGUCCAUUACAUGAGGAACGAAUCUGCUAACAUUGUGAACAAAAUAAAAGAGGUCGAUUACCAAAUUAACCAGCACAAGGAGGCCUUUGAGUCGUUUCAUAUUUUGACCCACCUGAACACUGAGCGCAUUUCGGUGCUACAGAAUGACUGCAUGAAGAUGGAGGGGGAGCGGGAGGAGGAGUUGAGGGGCAUCGAGGAGGCCUCGGCUGCCGCGGUCGCCGCGCGGGACGGCCUGGUCGUGCAGAGGGGGCGCCUGGAGGAGGAGAGGGACGCCCUGCUCGGGAAGGAACGAGAACUGACCCACAAGAAGGAGAAGCUAGCCAUACGGAGGAGCGAAGCCAAAUCGGACAAUGACCGGCUCAAGUCACAGAUGCAGUUCAUGCAAAACCAGCUGUCAUCACAGGAGAAUUUCUUGAGUGUGAUUAAGUAUGGCUUGGACGGAAGCAUCCGGACGAGGAAAGAACUAAGUUCCGUUUUAGGAGGAAUCAACAGGGAGAUAGAAGACGUGGAAGACCUGAUGGAGACUGCGAGGAGGGAAGAGGUGGAGGAGAGGAAGAAGUGUCACGAGAUGGAAGGUAAAGUUAAGGAGUUAGCCACGGAGAUGGAAGAACGCGAAAUGCAGUUAGAGGUACUUGCGCAGGAGGAAAAGACGAUGCGAGGGAAGGUCGAAGGGGAACGAAGCAACGCCAGCGAGAGCCUUCUGAACGAGUUGGUUAAGGAGAAGAAAUCGAUAGAUGGUGAGAUUGGAAGUUACCAGGAGGAGGCACGCAAGUUGGUUCUACGCGAGGGGGGCAAGCUGGAGGGGUUGUUAGGUGGUCCGCUAGAAGGUCUCCUAGGUGGUCUCCUGAGUGGUCUGCUAGGUGGUCCGCUAGAUGGUCCGCUAGGUGUCCCGCUAGGUGUCCCUCUAGGUGUCCCUCUAGAUGGGGUACUCCCUAGUGUGCCCCUUCCAUCGAACGAGGUGAAGACAACCGACGUGGAAAGGUCCCUCCAGCGCGAGAACCCCCUUGACGCACACUCCCCCGCGAGUGAAGCAUUCCUAAGGGAGUUGCAAAAGGCCAUAGACUGUGUGAAGGAAAAAAUAAACGAAGAACAAAACGAGGUUUGGAGAAAGGAAAAAGAAGUACAAAGAAUAUAUGCCCUCACUAGUGAGCUGCGCAGGCAAGUGAUGGAUGAAGAAAAUAAAGAGACCAAGUUAGACACCUUACUGGAGGAAAAAAAGGAGGAGUUCACAAAGCUGAGAGAAAAGGAAAGGGAGGUGGAAAAGGAACUCUCUCACAUGCAUGAUAUGACGAAAAAGGAGAAACUCGAUUAUGAGGAGAAGAAAAAGGAAGCAACGAAAAUGGAGGAGAAACUUGCACAGAAUAAUAAAAUUGAGAAAGAAAAACUGUCUCUACUUGAGAAGGAGUACCAUGAUAGGAAGGAUAACCUGUUGCGGUCAUCUGGGGAUGGACUUAUGAUGGUGAGUUCUGUGGAUAAGAAAAAAGUGAAGGACGAUAUGGAUGCUUACUUAGCAAAGGCAAGGAUGGAUUUUGAUUUAAAAAAGAGACAGUUGGAAAAGGUCGAGAAGGAGAAAUACGAAGAGGUGGGCAGUCAGUUGGGUGGUGAGCUUAAGAGGAAGGACGACCUGAUUGCUUACUAUGAGGAGUUGAUUAGCAGGAAGGAGAAGAUGGGUGUUUCCCCAGGGGUCAGCGGCGUGGCUGCGCACGAGCGGGUGGUCGGCAUGGGCAACACCAAGCGGGCGGACAGCCGGCCCCACCGGUCCGGCCCCUCCGCGGAGAGAAGGAAGUCCGCCCAGCGGGGCGGCUCCGCCCACAGGAGUGCCAGCAGUGUGAGCGGUGUGAGCGGUGCUAGCGGUGUGAGCGGUGUUAGCGGUGUUAGCGGUGUGAGCGGUGUUAGCAGCAGUGUGAGCGGUGUUAGCGGCAGUACCGGCGGCGUUAACAGCAGUAUGAACAGUGUCAACACCGCUGUUAGCACAGACACUAAUAACGGCACCACCAACAGCAGCGCCACCGGUGCGAACGCCCGCAAGCCGGUGAACGCGCCGGACACGUACAAGUUCGGAUACUUCGAUGUGACAUCCCCCGGGGAGAUGAGGAAGAGCAUGCACAUUCCGAGUCGGUCCGUGAAGUCGCCACACAUCGCGAGGCUGCUGGAGAAAAUCAAACUGAGGAAGGAGUGUCAGACGCUGGUGGGCACUAAAAAGGUGCCGUUGAACCAGGUGAGCAGCAGCGACGGGAGACGGAGCAGGACCAUCGGGGGUGGUUCUGCUAACAGGAGCAGCACGGGGAAAAGCGGCAAGGGUGCAGGACGUACGAAGCCUUUCCUCAACACGAAGGCGCCCAAGAGCAACGACUCCUUCGACCUGUUCCACCAUCUGUAA